Molecule: messenger RNA, 621 nt
Organism: Aspergillus lentulus
Lineage: Eukaryota; Fungi; Ascomycota; Eurotiomycetes; Eurotiales; Aspergillaceae
Source: RefSeq, a predicted model, not a curated record
AUGACGCCCCCAGUCACCGAAAUCGCGCUCCUGCGCUUAAAAUCCAAUCCUCCGUCCGCAUCAUUCAAAGCACUCCUCCUGGAAGGCAUCAAAGCGCAAGCCGAAUUUUCCUCGUACCCGGUUUAUCUCUUCACCCAAGUCGAGGAUCCCUCGCUCAUCUACCUUGUCGGGGGAUGGGACUCGGCGCAACAGCAUUACGACGAGUGGAUUCCCUCGGCUACGAAUCAAGGGAUCAUGGCAGAGCUAUCGAGUGAGAUGGAACUGGUGGGGUUGUCCCAUGUGGAUGGUGAUGCGGCGCGGCAGGGGGAGUUACUGGCCGAUGCACCUGUUGUUGCUGUGGGGCGGUAUUUCAUGAGCGCUGAGAAGAAAGAGGGGUUUGACCGGGUAUUUGAGGGGUUGCAGCGUCAUCUGGAGGAGGUUACGAAGCCGUUACCUAUCUUCAAGGGGUGGAAGGUUGAGAAGGAAGAAGGGAAGGAGGAGUUUGUGCUGUUUAGUGGAUGGGCGGAGGUGCAACAGCAUUCCGAGUCUGCCCGGUCAGAGGGAGUCCAGGAGUUCUCGAAGAUCAAGGAGUAUACGGACUCCUCGGAGGUCAAGCAUAUGGUUCGAUGGGAGAUUGAGUGA